Mesorhabditis belari is the source of this 483-nucleotide messenger RNA. The record is from the annotation of a GenBank genome assembly. Lineage: Eukaryota; Metazoa; Nematoda; Chromadorea; Rhabditida; Rhabditidae.
AUGAGCAAAACUGAUAAAAUUGGUGACUGCACAAAGAUGUCAACGACAUUUUUCUAUCUUUACUUCCACAAACGACAUUCCAUUUCAAUGAAUCAAAUCAAAAAGCUUUGGGCAGAUUGCCCCGAAAUGAUGGUGGUUCCUGUGGUUGGGACAAUACUUUCAACGUUUUCUUGUUUCAUUUACGUUUGGGGCACAAAUUUCGUAAUCCAAAGCUCAAUCGAUGCUUUCACAAACCCAAAUUAUAGUCGUCCAUAUGAAAUCAGCUUCGAUGCUUAUUGGCAAGUGUAUCUUUAUUCGACUUAUGUGACAAGCCUGAUUUUAUGUGUUUCUGUUGUGCUCAAUAUAUUUGCUAUUUGGGUUGUGCUCAAAAAUCCAAAAUUAUAUCUUGUGAUAAGAUGCUUCUUAACGGGUGAAAAUAUUAAUCGAUUGCUUUACACUGUGAUACUACUCGCUAAUUAUUUUUGUAACGAUUUGGGCCGCAUG